Molecule: messenger RNA, 1473 nt
Organism: Acytostelium subglobosum LB1
Lineage: Eukaryota; Evosea; Eumycetozoa; Acytosteliales; Acytosteliaceae
Exons: 1
Coding region: 1-1473 (490 amino acids)
Source: RefSeq, a predicted model, not a curated record
AUGUCCCAGCUGCCUAUUCUGUCCUCGUCCUCAGUUGGAUCGUACGACCAACAACAAUACCAACAACAAAGUACGCAGCAACAACUGUUCCCCGAUGAAGACAUCUUCAACAACAACUUCUACGAGUUUGAUCCACAACAACAUGUUGUUGGAGAGGAUGUCAACUCAAACCUGCACCUACAUGUUGAUGAUCAUACCGACCCGUACCUUUCCAACGGAUACCAAGCUGGAGAUGAUGUUAGCCAAUUCUACUCUACUGCUGGUGAUUGGCACCCAGUGAACCACACCGUUACCAAUCAGGAACAAAGUGUGUCAUAUCAACCGCCUGAGACGCCGCAGUCCUGCUAUACCCCUCAACAGCCUCCCCAGACUCCCCAGACUCCUCAGACUCCUGAUCCGCCCCAACAGCAGUACCUGUCCAACUACUAUCCGUUUCAGUCCGAGACAGGUAUAAACUUUAUACCUCAACAUCAGACCCAAAUGCCUCAACAACCAAUGAUGCCGUCGCACAUAUCAACCCAGGAGCUUAAUUCGCAACUGGUGUCACCGAUGUGUCCACAGCCAUUGGCGCAUUUGUCGUCGCAAAUGACUCAACCUUCGUCAUUGUCGCCCUUGUCGCCACUGUCGCAACCGUUGACUAAUCAACAUAGUCAACUGUUAGCUUCGCCGCUCCAACAGCCUCAACAGCCAUUUUUGAAUCAACUGCCACAACAAAUGUGCCAACCGCCGUGGACACAUCUGUCACACCAGGUGCCAACUUCGCCCCUGCCUUGCUAUGAGCAACAACAUCCUUCGUUGUCGAUGCCCCAUGUACAACCAACCAUCACCAUUCCGCUUGAGUAUUUUAAUAAUCUCAUGCGCCAACAACAAUCAUCAUCAUUAUUGUCAUCGCCGCCACAACAACAACAUAACACUCCACAGUCGACCGAUUGCCCCAUCUACACUGCCAACCCCUUUGCCCAACUUGGUCAUCCGAGCCUGCUAUCUCAGGGUGUUGUCGAACAACAGGCACCCCUGCAGCAACAACUGUGCACCUACAGCCAGUUACCUGAUGCCUGCGCCUCCCCUGCUCCUUCAGACUCGUCCGAGCUCACCUCUGAUAGUUUCUCGAGUGAUAGCUACCCUGAGAUUGCUCCACCUUCCCCGCCUCCCUUAAAGAAGGCAAAGGGUGAGGGCAAGUACCUCUCCAGGGAGCAUCAAAAGAUGAGACAGACAGAUGCUGCCCUUGUCCUGGGAAUCUCCAGCUCCUUCCUCAGUAAGCUCCGUUCACGAGCUUUAGAGGACAGUGGAUUGAAUCCUGAAGACCAUCCUUGGCCACAUCGUCUAUACGUGUCGCUCAAGAAGAAGCUAAGGACUUCCAAACGCAACAGGGAGAAAUGCAUCCAGAGAGGAACCAACAAAUCCCAAAAUGAUGCAGCCAUUGCCAAAAUCAAGAAAGAUAUUGACCUUAUGCUGACUCCCAUGUGGAUCUAG